AAAAAAGGUCUGCCGCGGAAGACCAAGAAAUCUAAAUCGACCGGGGACUCUGCUCAUGCUCCUAUUGUGCAUGACCAAGGUUCUGCAACUUCCAUCACUGUGUCAGAGGAAUCUCAUGUCCACAUAAGUGGCGAUUCUGGCACGGAGACCGAUGUGACAGUCGACGUAGUUGAGGACGACGACCACGAUGUUACCGAUCUAGGACCACUGAUUCUCGGUAUUGAGGAUGAGGGCGAAACUGUCCCCAGCGCAGGCAUUCCUCCCAACGUGGAGGUGAAAUCUCCACAGGAAGAAGACGAUAAAGCAGAGACUGGAUCUCUAACUGAUUCAGUUGCUACAGUGGAUGCAAUUCGUAGACAGUAUUCCAGCGGAGUCCCCGACAACACAGUGAUCGCUCUAAAAUUAUCUAAGAUGGAACUUCCCCCGAGUCUUUUACCCACUACCGCUCCAUUUGACGACUAUACUCUAGAUGAGAGGCGAGCUCAUUGCAACCAUGUUCAGUUCGGGGGAUGGACGGUGGAAGGUUACGUUCCUGAGUCUUAUACUGAGCUGAAACGUGCUCCUAGGCGUCACCUAGCGAAAAGAAAGUUAGACGACCUGCAGGCGUAUCUGGCUUUUUUUUCAGAUAUGGAAAUCCACAUGACAAUUGCUAUGAACCAAAUGAUCAACUAUACCAUCAUCCAUUUUAAAAAGUACCCAAACAGCAGCCAAUUUCUUGCUUUCAUAGGCGCCGGUCCCUUUUGGCGAUAUGCACCUAUAUCUCGGGAGGACUGCCCUUGGCCUGAACCCGGUAAACAGCCUCACAACCACCGCGCCCUGCGACACGAAUUCUAUGACCUAUUCAGUGACAUAUACUUUGAGAUAGGGACUGUCCGUUCUGAUAACGAACUAACCAAGAUCAGACAGAUAUACUUUAUGAAGGCGACAGGGACAUUAGGUUAUCGACCGAAGGCUGAGGCGGAAGUAAAGGAUGCUGGUUCGAGUAGUAAAUCGGGGAGUAGUCAAUCAAGGGGUAGCCAAUCAGAGGGUACUCGAACAGGAGGUAGGCGAGCAGGAGGUGGUCAGGUCGAGAAUAAUAAAGCAGAGGACAGUAAAGGGUUGGAUGGUCAAGCGGGGACGAUUCAAUUGAAGGGCAGUUCGACACGCAUGAGUACGCGUUCAAAAGGACAGAAAUAAACGAUACAGUAUGAGGCCUUGAAGGGCAGUGUUACCAUGCAUCAUGUAGUGAACUUGGCGUUCCUGUUGUCCUUUUCGACCGUCAUUCACUGUUAGAAGAUUAGAAGACGCGGAACAGAAAUUGAAAGCUUUUCACCCUUAAGGCCUCAUUAACAUUGCUUUUAUUCAAGUCCCCCAAACCUUCCUCCUCUCCCCCGUAUCCCAGCUCUCCUCGCCCUCUGCACCGGCACAAUUCUCAUGACCACAUACACAAUAGCAAAAAUCCCUCCCGAAAAGACGGAUGUACAC
This is a messenger RNA of Lentinula edodes (shiitake mushroom), 1464 nucleotides long. RefSeq lists its product as uncharacterized. Lineage: Eukaryota; Fungi; Basidiomycota; Agaricomycetes; Agaricales; Omphalotaceae. The transcript is spliced from 2 exons. Bases 412 to 1176 code for a protein of 254 amino acids. The record is from RefSeq and is a predicted model, not a curated record.